This is a messenger RNA of Dovyalis caffra, 3108 nucleotides long. The record is from the annotation of a GenBank genome assembly. Lineage: Eukaryota; Viridiplantae; Streptophyta; Magnoliopsida; Malpighiales; Salicaceae.
AUGAAGAAGAAAGAAGAAUUCUUUAGCGACUUCAAUUUCGGUCCGUCAAAUUACGCGGUUAAUUCCAGUCCAACAAUGAUCAACGGCUUAGAUUUCACCAGCACCAACGAUGCUGAUGAUGAUGAUUGGGGAGAUUUCAAUUUUGUCAGCAGCAAUCCCAGUGGAUUCAGCCACACCUUAUCAUUGCCCAAAAUCUCAAAUACCCAAUUUGAAUUCUCUUCCAAAAAUCAAAAUUCGGCCGAGUCACUGGCUCAGCCUGGAUCGGCGCCGAGUCGAGUUAAUAAUUUGGUUCAGUGGGAGAAGCCAAAAGGAGCUUUGCCUCUUUCGUUAUUUGGAGAAAUUGAAGAAGAAGAAGAAGAAGAACAGGUGGAAGGAUCAGGUGCGGGCGAACCUACAAAAAAUGGAACUUUUGAUUUUUUGAAACAUAAAGAGGGAUCAGGAGGUGUUAAUGUAAGUGAUUUGAUAGCUAAUUUAGAUAAAGAUAAGGAAAGGAAUAAUGGGUUCGGAUCCCAUUUUAAGGGAUCGGAUUUGAAUUGGGGAAAUUUGAAUGGUAAUGGAUUGAGUGUGAAUGGUUUAAAUAAGGAGGAAUUUGAUUCAAACGGGUUGGAUUUGGGUUUGAAUGAAAAUGGGUUGAAUUCGAAUAAAAUCGAAUGGCAUUUGGUUCAAAAAGAUGGGAAUUUGAGUGGAAAUGGAGUGGAUUUGGGUUUGAUUAAUGGUAAUGAGCCAUUUGAUGCUAAUUGUGGCGUUGAUGACGAUGAUGAUGGGUGGGAAUUCAAAGGUGCAGACACUAAAACUGAUGUGGAAGUUCAGAUUUCUAAGGCUAGUGAAAUCAAGACUGAGAAUGGGUUGGUGUCUAAUGUUAAUGGAUUAAAUUUAAAUUGGAAUCCUUUGAGCUUGGAUUUGGAUGGGUGGACCUCACAUGUUAAUGGAGAUGAUUCUACUAGGGAUUUGUUGAAUAUGGGUAUAGAUGAUGGAAAUACAGCACUCGGUAACAGUGAUGGGUGGGAAUUCAAAGAAACAGGUUCCAGAAUGCAGGCUGGAGAUGAGGAAUAUAAGGGUGAGCAGACGAAGACUGAAAUCAAGCCAAGAUUGAGUUUUAAUGGAUCCAUUUCUAUGUGGAAUUCAUUGAGUUUGGAUGGGCACAAGAAUUCAAACUCAAAUUCUGUGAAUUCAGAUAAAAAACAGAUGAAUCUGGAUUCACUUGAUGAAAAUGAGGAUUUUGGUGGUGAUGAUGAGUGGGAAUUCAAGGCAGCAGAAUCAGAAUCUGGGACUGGAGACAAGAAUGCUAAGGGUGAUGAGAGAAAGGUGGAAACUUCUGAGGGAGCCACAUAUACACUUGGGUUUGGCAGUGGAGUGCUCGGUGCUGGUGAUUUAUUUGGUGCAUCACAACAGACCUCUCAAAAAUCCACUGAAUGGGACUUUGGAUUACAUUUCAGCCCCUCUUUGGCUCAAGACAAUAUGUUGUCCCAUACAUACUCUAAAAAUGAGCAGAAUGAUACCAAAAAAGGCUUGCAUUCCUCCCCAGAUGAUGGAGUUGAUGCUGAUGAAGAGUCUUGGGUGUUUAAAGAUGCAUUUUUGGAAACUGGAUCAAAGGAUAAGGAAGAGCCGAAGGGUGUUGAAGUUUCUACUGCUGUGGAAGCAUUUCCAUUUGAUGGUGAAAUUAAGGGAAACAUGACCAGGUCAAUCAGUCAUAAAGUAGCCCUGCCCUUGUCCAUUUUUGGUGAUGAAGAAGAGGAUUCCAAUGAUCCUGUGCGUUAUCAAGACAUUUCACCUCAGCUGCUGAGUUCCAAGCCAAUAGAUGGAAUUAAGAGCCCUCAUUCAAACAUUUCUAUUGAUGAUCUUAUAUCAAGUUUAUACAGUCAACCUGAGCAGAAUACUGCUGUUAAUCAUGGCCAAAAUCCCAGUGGAAAUGGAUUGAGCACCACUAAUGCUGUAAUAGAGUCUAAUUUAGCAGGUGAUGGUGAUGAUUUUGAUGAUGAUUCCUGGGAAUUUAAAGAUGCCUCUUCAGGGACCAGAGCUGAAGAUCAGUCCUCGUUUGUUGGUCUUGGAGAGCCUAAUACAAAAUAUUCCACCAAAAUAGAGCUUGAUGACUAUAUGGAUUUCUUUUACAAAUUGAAGGAAGAAUUGCACUUUCUUGCCCUAUCUCAUCUUGAUAAUCUAAAGAAAGCUCAAACUGCUUCUAGUGAAGAUGCUGAAGUAAAGGCCCUUGAAAAGGAAAUACAGAAUAUUCAUGACGAGAUGCGCCAAGAUGGUUUGGUUUCUGGUGAAGUUGACUCAGGGAAUCACAGCCCAAGAAAAUUGUGCCUCGGUGAAUAUGCUGAGAUUUUGCAAGAACCAAAGUUCCAAAUCUUUGAAUCAGAAUAUCGGUUAUCAAAUAAAUUGUCAUUAGCAGAGAAUGAUCUGAGAUUGACAAUGGAACUCCUCAAACAUGUGGCAUCAACAAUAAAGAUUUUGACCUUGGUAUCAAGGGAGGAGCAAUCUAGUUAUGUUUCCACAUGGUCUGAAAUCCUGUCUGUUUGUGCUCGAGAGCUGAAACAUGGUGCCUUAAUUUGGAUGCAGUCAUUACAAAAAGAUGUCCAUGAUCAAAUAUUAUCUAAACCUCAAGGCAAGAACUAUAUCAUUGCCCUUGGAGAAAUAUAUAGAGUUAUUGAAGUUAUUGGGUCCUCAGCCAGACUCUAUAAGCCAUGGUUGUUGGUGAAUUCUACAGAAUCCAUGGGCUUGUUCACUCUUCUAAGUGAGUGUUUCACCAUAUGGUCAAGUUCUGGACUUGAAGAAGCUCUGCAAAGCAUUUCUGAUCCAGCUGGUCCUGAUUAUAAUGGAGGUCUUACUACAUUAAUAGAGUCGAUUAAGUACAUUCACAAUCUUGAUGCUCGCACGCUAUAUAACCAUGUUUUCUGUGGACAAGGUCCUAUCUGUCGACUGUCCGUUUUAACUGCAGGAACAGUGCCAGGAUGGGAGGACAAGUUGGAAAUGUUCACUGGCAGCUUUUUGGCCGAGGCUGUAAUUUAUUCAACUGUUUCUUAUUCAACUGUUUCAUUCAUGAUGAGGCUUCUAGAGCAUAAGCCACAGUUGCACUGUCACAAGGAUGCUGCUCGGGGAAGAAUUUAG